AGGAAGACUGUGAUGACAAGUUGCAGAGUUUCUCUCUCCAGCUCUACAAGGAGGGACUUGCGGAUGCAGCCGAGCGGAAAGAAAAGAGGACGCGGAGGAAAAUUCACAUUUUGUUGGCGGACCCUCGGUGGUGAAGGUGCUCUUCCACUUUUCAAUUGGUUCGUCAAACUGAAAGUCGGAAAGAAAAAUUCCUGGGCUUGAAGGGGCUCAGGUGGUUUUUAUAUUUCCUCACCUGAAGUGUCCCUUAAUCUUCCUAGCCUGGAGUGUUUUAAACCUGAGGUCAGAGUCAAACUAGCAAACAAUUGGACUGGAAGGACUUUGUCGAACUCAGAAGUUGAAGGUGUGGUUUACCUGAAACAUGGAGGUCACCAGGGAACUUGCUCUGCUCUCCCUUACCUGCUUGUGGAUGCUGACAGGAGGAACAUCACUGAAAAAAGGUUGAGAACCACUGUGCUAACCCUUUUGAAGCGUCACCACCGCAUUCAAGCAGCCUCUCCUCGGCGAGUCAGGCAUAUGGGCACAGAUCGUGAUGCCUCAGCCCCACAUGGAUGUGAUUCAGGGACAGAUGGUAGUUCUGAAGGCCUCGUACAACUCAGCACCUUUUAGUGACUUGAGCACCAACACCAUUCUCUGGAACCUUGUGACCGACAACACUCAGCUGAUCAUCUCUUACACAAAAGGCUCGAUGAGCGUGGGGAGUUCCCAGUUUAAGGGCCGGGUUGGGUUCACCUCUAGCAUGCCCUCAAGUGACGUGUCGCUGUACAUCAACAACACCCAGGAGUCUGAUUCAGGUCGCUACCUCUGCCAGGUCAUCAGUCCAGAAAACCCUGGCCUCACCGCUGAGCUCAGUCUGGAUGUCAAGGUGCCCCCUGCUGUUCCAAAAUGCAGUUUGUCAGGAAAACCAGUGGUGAAAGGGAACGUGACUCUGAGCUGCAGAUCCAACAGUGGGAAGCCAAUUCCUUUGUAUAAGUGGAGGAAAACAAGUCCCACCUCUGAGGUUUUCUUUUCACCGAUGCUCGACGAGAAGACGGGCGCUCUGAAGCUGAGCAACCUGAGCAGCAACAUGUCGGGGAAGUAUGUGUGCACUGCCAACAAUGCAGCCGGUUCAGAGAGCUGCUUCAUCAACCUGGAGAUCGCCUCAUCCAAUAAUGUCGGGAUGAUUGUGGGCGCCACUGUGGGUUCAGUGGUUGGCUUCAUCUGCCUUUUCCUCCUUUGCUUGUUUUUCCUGCUGAAGAGGCGGCGAGACAGUGAAGAUGACAUGGCAAAUGAAAUCAAAGAGGACGCUCAAGCUCCCAAACGGGUGUCCUGGGCGAAAAGCGGCAUGGGUUCCGACAUCAUCUCCAAGAACGGCACUUUGUCCUCCAUCGCCUCCAGCCCACAACACAGAGAGCCCUCCAACCACCACCACCUACAGCACUACCCCCAGCGGCCUCCCUCCGACACAGGCUCCAUCAUCACAGCCGUCGGCGGCACGGCCGGCUACCGGCAGUCACGCCAUCAAGGGGUCUCCACGCCGACCCACUACGGUUACAACGACAACACCACCCUACCGCGAGGGCAGCCUGACCCUUCGGAUGCCAAUGGGAGCGCACAACCCAGACCAGAGCGCUUCACCCAGCUGCCGCAGGCCCAGGCUCUCCCACAGACCUAUAACCAGUCGCACGCCACUCCAACACCUCCACCACUGCCCCCCACCACGGUCACGGCCUCCAACAUCACCCGCAUGGGUGGAGUGCCCAUUAUGGUGCCUGCACAGAACCAGGCUGGCUCUCUUGUCUAACAGCAGCCAUUUCUUUGCAAAGAAAAUCUGCAUACCGUGGAAUAUUGUCUCUUUCCUUAAAGAGGACAUCUGCAGAUUUUUUAAUGGAGCUUCUCUUAUCAUUCUAAUUUACCACUGAAUUAAUUAGUUUAAAAAAAGGCAAUAUCCAAGCAUUUAGGACACUCACUCCUUACUUCAAGUACAUGUACCUAAAUAUUUUUAUAUUCCUAAUAUACUGUAUACAUUGCUAAAUAUAUGUAAAUGUGAUUUUUCAUACAAUCUUUUCUACUUUGCAAUUUUAUUGUACUCAAUUGCACUUGCUUUUAUUUGUUACAUUUUUUUUGCCUUUAUGGAUUUCAUGAAAUGCUCUUAGACAAUUAUGUAAACACAGUUCAUUUAGCUUGAGCACGAUUUUGGACUGAUUGGUUGUGUGCUUUUAAUUUUCAAGUUCUUCUUUCAAGAGCACUGUAGUGACGUGCAUCUGAUAGAUCAGAGACUACAAAAUAUUAAGCCAGGAAAUGCUACUUCAACCCAUAAGAAGCCACUUUAAACAUAAAAAAAAAAAAAAAGUCAGUCCCUCCAGGAAACAGCAAUGCAUUACAAUAUAUUAACUCUUUAUUGCGCAAAUGGCACAGUUGUAAUAACACUUACUUCCAGUUCCUGUCGACAGUGCUAAGCCUUCUGGGUAAUGUAGUAUAUAAACAUUUACUUCUUAGUUUACAUGUAUUCAUAUAUUUAUUUAACCUUUAUUUAUCCAGGGCAAGGCAAUUGAGAAAAGCUUCUCAUUGGGUGAGAUGAUAAUCUCUCAUCGUCUUUCAUUUACAAACAAAAAUUAACAAUAUGCAGUAGACGGCUCUUAACAGUUCACAGAUGCUCUUAACAUGAAUUAAUGUUUAAGAUGGACAAAUGCUUUUCAAGCGUAAAAUAUACACAGAGAAUGUCUGAAACUUGUGGACGACAGACAAACAGUGUCAGGAAGCCUUUGGUUUCUGUAAUUGUCAUUAAUUAUUACUGUUUUUAAAUAAAUUAAUCAAAACAGUACAAUGAGCUUUGUGUAUGUGUUUUUACUGCCGUCUAGUGUACAUUUUUAAGUCUGUGUGGUAUAAAACAAAUAAAACAUCAACACAGUAUUUAUUUUCCAAUUUGAGUUGAUAUCUUAUGCUUUUUCAGGUUACAAUUACAAAUUCAUAAAAUCACAAUUUGAUUUAAUGUUUUUAGUAUAAAAAUGUUUUUAUUAAAAAACAAAACUUUCUGAAAAAGCUGCUGCAAAUUCAAACAUUCUAGAAUGCAAAAAAAUAAAAAAUAAGCCAGUGAAUACCUGGAGGGACUGCAAUGUGCUAUAAUUAGUUUUAUACAGCUUUGUGCUUAAAUGUGUAGGACACAUCUGAAGUGGUUACCAUGUGACUAUACUCAUGUCCACUGGAUUAUUAUGGAGUAAUAAAGCCACACAGAGAAUAAAUUAAAUAAUACAAAAAUACUAUGAGGAUUAAGUCGGAAUAUUACAAACAUAAAGUUCGAAUAUGGAAAAUAUUUGCUAUGUAGUAAUUAGGAAUUACUGAAAGUAUUGUACAAGCAAAAGGGAGGAAUUUUAUGACAAAUUUGAAAUAUUUAGAGGAAAAAGUGAUAAUUUUAGAAAAUAAAAAAUGUAAUAUGGAUGGAAGAAAAAAAAUCCAAAAUAUAUGACAAUGAAAGAAAUGAAAGAAAAAGCUGUUAUUUUAUGAGAAUGAUCAUGUGUUUUUAAGAUAAAAAAAAAAGUCAUGUCUUAAAAAUCAUACAUAAAAAUUCAUAAUAUGACAUGAAUGAUUUUGAAAAUUCUAGGGUAAAAGUGUAUAAAGAAUAAGUUUGCAAAAUUGUGAGAGGAAACAUAAAUACUUAAAUACUCUUAUAAAAUAAUUAAAAAAAUACUCUUCCUUAAAUAAAAAUACUUGAAAAAACGUACAUUCUCAUGUUUAAAGUUUGCAUUGUACAAAGAAACUGCCAAAAUACAAUACUAUGAAAGUCAGAAUUUUUACACAAAUAAAAUUGUUUAAGAAAGAUGUCAAACUUCUAAAAAUAUUACGGAAGAAAAAGCUAAAAAUAAAGUUGUAUGGUCAAACUUUUAAAAUAUCUUAAUUCUGCCAUUUUAAGACUUGAGUGUAAAAAAACAUAACUGCUUCCGAUGGGUUAAAUCAUGUUUUUAUUGAAAUUUUCAAGCAGCGUUAGAAAUGUCAAUAUUCUAUUUAUUUUAUUCUAAUUAUUCUAGUAAAACAUAACAUCAGGCGUGUGUGUGUGUGUGGGUGCAACUUCCAAUUCUCAGAUUUCAUGUCAUUAUCUGCCUUGAAGACUGGAUGCUGAACCAAAGAGAAACAAUAUGCAUCGUUUUCAUAUCUCACCAUGCUUUUGUUUGAUUUCUAGCCAUGAUUGCUAUCCACAGUUAUUACUUUUCUUCAUGUGUUGUUGAUAGCAAGCAGCUUGGCCAUGGUUGUACUGUACUUCAAAGUGCGCCUCUUCAAAGCUCUUUUUAUUGGCUCUCGGCAUGUUGUGAAACAUAACAUUAAUUAAUGAAAUAUAUUUUUUAAAUAUUACGAUAAUAUGCUUUGUUGCCUAUAACUCAAAGCUAGGAUGUUUUGCUAUCUUUUUUUUACCUACACUGAAUUAGUUAUAGUAUAUUUUGAAAAACUAUUUGGAUUUAUCUUUGAAAUAUGUACAGUAUUAUGUAAAUUGAUAGUCAUCAGGCCUGCUGUAUUGUCAUUACACUGGAGAUAUUAUUCUCUUUUACUGUAAUGUGGUUUGAAGGUCAAGAAAGAAAUUGAGAUUGUUGCUUUUGUCAGAACAGUGCGGUGAAACUUUCUAGCCAGCUGGUGAAAACAAAAUAGUGUGUUUUGAAAGUUUCACUUACACACAAAAGUGAGUUUCAUCAUCUUUAUGUCAUAAAAAAGAACUGACUCACGCAAUAUUCACCAAGCUCAGUAUUUAAAAUUGUAAACUGUGGAUUAUAAACAAUAGGAUUUUAUUGAUGAUAGAUGCAAAGUAUUUAUUUUUAUAGAUAUAAAAUAUUAUACCACUCGUGCACCAUACAAAAUGAGUAAUGUUUUAUGAACUGAAGUGCUAUAUCAGUUAUGAUGGACUGUACUUCCGUACUGUAUUGUACUACUGUACUGUACAAUUGUACUUGUAAUGAUUGGUCUUUUUUACUGAUGGUCUCAGUUUGAGACACCAUCGUGCACAUGUACCGUCCAUAAUUACAAUAUGUUCUUAAAAAUGCUUUGUAUGGUAUUUUACAUUAAAAAGUCAAGAAGA
Molecule: messenger RNA, 5038 nt
Organism: Nerophis ophidion (straightnose pipefish)
Lineage: Eukaryota; Metazoa; Chordata; Actinopteri; Syngnathiformes; Syngnathidae
Gene: esama
Product: endothelial cell adhesion molecule a
Exons: 8
Coding region: 530-1780 (416 amino acids)
Biological process (GO): homophilic cell-cell adhesion
Cellular component (GO): adherens junction; plasma membrane
Molecular function (GO): cell-cell adhesion mediator activity
Source: RefSeq, a predicted model, not a curated record